AUGACCGAAAAUUUACGUGGCAUUUCAAUGUCACGAUUAGGCGGACUAUUUUUAUCAUCGUCGGAAGGUUUUAAAAAGCAAACCUUUCGUAUCGACUUUUUACUGCCAAAAAUUAAAAGAUUUUUACAAACUUAUCUUCCGCAAAUUGCAUCAGUUCCAAAAGUUUCAUGGCACUAUAAUGCUCGUUGUAGAACUUGUGAAUUCGUAGAUGAUUGUCGUGAAGAAGCUAAAGUGACAAUAGCUAUGAUCCCAUAUUUGUCAAUAGGGGAUGCAUCAUAUCUGAAACAGGCCAUUCGAAAUGUGAAGAAUAAAGAUAAGUUAUUGAAGGAAAAUGGUGAUACAGACAUUGAAGAUUUGUGUAAUGGUUUUAAAAAAUUUACCAUUAGCGGCAGGAAUGAAAUAGUUAAUAGUAGCAGUAAUGAAACAGUAAAAGAUGAACCAGGUUAUAAAGAUCUGACUGAUUAUGUUAGCAAUCCUAUAAUUAAUGACGAGGAUACGAUGAAUGUCAAUAGAAAAAUUAAGCAGAUUAUUAGAUAUGAUAAUGAUCGUAAUAGCUCGCCUUAUUUUGAUGCAUAUAAAACAGGCGAUGUCCAAUUUAUUGGCACCCCAACUGCAACUUUUCCUCAGCAAACCGAUCAUAAUCUCGUAAUCGCAAUGUCAUCAGACCCUUUUGUCUUAUAUCCUUUUGGUUGGGCUAUAUGCCUUUAUGCCAGUGAUGGAAGCAUCAUAGAAGAAUUUCGACACGCUGAAUCUGUUUAUAAAUAUAACGAUGAAGCCUUACCAACAUUUAUCUCAUUGAUGGAUAAAUUUUUAACGUAUUUAGAAGAGAUAUUCAAAUAUCUAUCCAUGAACAAAUCUAGAGCAUGUAUAUUUGUUUAUUCUGAACAAGAAAAAAUUGCAAUGCAAGACUCUUUGAUCGAGCUAAUAACAUUGAAUUCUGACAAAAUUUCUGAAGACAUUCAGCAUAAAGCAAUGCAAUGUCUAUUUAAUCUUUUUGAAGAUUGUUCUCUUUUGUUAGCCGUCGGAAGUGACGAAAGUGAAAAUUCAAAACUUCCCGAUGAGUGGAGAGAGUUUCCUAGACUUAUUGUUCUAGAACACUCUGUAAAGGAAAAUAUUGCAAUCCGUGUUCCCGGUUUUUAUAGGGUCUUUGACAUUUGGGAACACAUGGUAAAACCCGUUUUGAAAGAUAACCAAGAUUUAUUGGACAAUUUGGAUCCUCAUAUCUCUAAUAUUGAUCUUGAAGACAUUCAUUCUAAGUGGGUUUCCGAAAAUGUGAAUGAAGACGAGAUUAAUAAAUUUCAUUUAUUCAGAUCUGAAUUUGUUAAUACGGUUAUUCAAGCCUAUUAUACUCUUCUUCAAAAAUCAACAAAUAAUAUUGCAUCAAUAUUAAUAUUUUCUCCUCAA
This is a messenger RNA of Racocetra fulgida, 1404 nucleotides long. NCBI's taxonomy places the organism in Eukaryota, Fungi, Glomeromycota, Glomeromycetes, Diversisporales, Gigasporaceae. The record is from the annotation of a GenBank genome assembly.